Molecule: messenger RNA, 887 nt
Organism: Zychaea mexicana
Lineage: Eukaryota; Fungi; Mucoromycota; Mucoromycetes; Mucorales; Lichtheimiaceae
Exons: 2
Coding region: 40-570 (176 amino acids)
Source: RefSeq, a predicted model, not a curated record
UUCUUUUUUUCAGGUAUCAGCAGUAACACCAUCGACAACAUGCUUUCAAAGUCAAACUUCACCACUCGUUUAUUUUCCACUACUGGUGCAGCACCGAAUACCGUCGAGCCAGCAAGCUGCAACUGCUCCUGCAGCUGUCACAAUACCAACAAUGACAACAUGAAGAAAGCAACAAGAAACACAAAGAAUUCUUUGACGCCACCCCGACGAUGGCUCGAGCGUAUCUGUGGUCGCCCAUCACUUUCUUCAACUUCAUCGCCCUCAUCAUCAACGUCCUCUUCGCAUACUUUGUCACCUUCCACUGAAGAACGGAAACAAUCUUUACUGCGCGACUAUCAACAGCUGCACGCGACUGUUCAAGAAGAGCUAGCGUAUGCUAUUGAGUCACAAGGCAGCAUAUACUAUGAAGGCGAUCUGAUCACUGCAAAACGUGCCCUGGCGGCCUACAUUGAUUGCUACGAAGAGCUGGUACAGCUUACGCGAGGCCCAGAACUCUUAUCACUGCAUAUUGAAUGGGAAGCGUCUCGCAAGGACUUAUACGAAAAACUCAAAAAAUUGCCAGUGCCAUGAAUUGGACCAACGAAGCUGUGCUUCCUCCUCUCCCUUCUUGUAUAUAGUACUAUAUACGUAAACAGGCAAGAUGCUGGUAGUCUUGUCUAUAUGAUUUUUGAUUGAUUCCCCUCACCGUCAUAUCAUACAGUGUUUAUUGCUAUCGAGUAUUAUCCCUACAACUACACAAUUUAUCAUUAUCAUCAUCGUUCAUAUCAUUCUGCCCAUUCAUUUUUUUCACAUAUUUUCUCCAUGGCUAUACCAUCAUACUGUAAUAUCCACACUCAUUCGUUUGUUUUCUUUUGGAUAUAUACAUAAUUCUAUUUAAUUAAAAUGAA